Molecule: messenger RNA, 9734 nt
Organism: Ectocarpus sp. CCAP 1310/34
Lineage: Eukaryota; Phaeophyceae; Ectocarpales; Ectocarpaceae
Source: the annotation of a GenBank genome assembly
AUGGAUGGGGGUAAUAGGAGGCCCAGCCGGGCCAAUGUAGCGUGGGCCGCGACGACUAAGGAUGGCGAUCUACCGGGAGGAAAUGAAAAUUCUCGCCCCGUAGCAACGCCGUCUGAUCGGUCUGCCCUGGGCACGGGAGGUUCCCCGGACGCCCUCGUCGGUCGGCUAUACGCUGGUCCCGGUCGACAACAGCGACUUGCCGAAAAUUCUCCGCCUCGGAAUACCUCCUUUGGGACUACCACAGUCCACAACCAGUAUCGUGAAGAUGUUGGCGAUGUUGGCGACAACGUGGCGUCUCCCGUCCGCGGUGUGUCGGGCCUCAUACGCUCUCGCGCAGCAGCGGCAACUGUGGCAACAAGCUUUGAUAGCGAUUCGCUGGCGGAGCAACAACAGUCUGAUGCCUUAGUGCCAAGGCUAAUUCAUCACCAAUCCUCAGAGGCAUCGCCACCGGGAAACGGCGGUUGCUCUCAGCGGGAGGACGGCAUCAACAGCCCGCCUCGCAUCGGCGUGCGAAACCGACCAUCAGGUGGCAAUGCCACGAAAAGGAUGAGAAGCGCGGGGUCACGGCGUAGCAGUGGCGGCAGUGUAGCCGCAGCGCGGUAUCAGCCACAGAAGCAAGGGCCAUCAGCAGCACAUCAGCAGCAGCCGAGUGUUGGUGGUGGGAUGAUGCUUAGCCGGAGUCUAGGGGCUCUAGGGCAGGCAGGAGCUGGAAGAUCGACCCUUGCCAUAGUAAAUACGCGAGAUGACGGGGCGUCCUACCUCAGAAGCGAAAAGAUGUCUCCCAAAUCAUCCCUGCGGGCGGGAAGGGGCUUAUCUUCCAUACGGUCUUCUCCUGGUCGAGAACCUCUUAGAACAAGAGGAGAAGAAAAAGCAGAAGGACAGAUGGCACACUGCGGCGGUUUGAGGAGAAACGUAUCGCCGUCGUCACCGCUGCAGAGAUCAAAUGUGGCCGGUGUCGAGCUCGGGGGACGGCCCACGGGGAAAAACACCGUUUUCCUUGAUGACGACGGUGACUUAGAGCCUGCUGUGCCGGAGGAGACGUUUCUGGAAUCACUACAUCUUGACCGAGACCAACUAGCUGACUUUUCCAACAGCGAAGGUCAUUUCCUGUACCUUCGUCAGAAGCCCGGGACGGACGCUACGGCGUACAACUUGGAGACUAACACCUCCUGGAACCGGAUGGGUUUCUUCUUGAAUUUCUGUCCCUCUCCAAAGGUAACAAGUAGCUUCGACCGACAAGCGCCACCGACGGCCGGCGCCCACGCGCAAGGCGGCGAGGGAAAGGGGCAGUCCCCGCCAAGAGGAGGCGGGAACGUUGGGGCCCACCAUGGACGGGGGGCGCAGGGGCAGGGGCAGGGGCACGACUACUACACGCUCAGCCGGGCUGGGAUAACCCACCUGAAAGAUUCGUCGAGCGAAUUCACGGCGCUGGACCGAUGGGAACGGGAAUACGUGCUAUUCCACCAAAUCAGAAGCAUGUACGUGUCACUUCCUUUGAAGAAAUACAACUCGACGUGCCGCACAUGCACCAAACAACUGAAACAAAAAACCCAAAGGAUAUCGUUCUUCGAGCUGUACCGGCGCUGGAAGAGCUUCGCCGUGUGGAAGAGAACCGUGAGGGCCUUUAAGUUCUCGCAGGCGUCUUCGGCCCUGAGGACCGGGCUGUUCGCUUUUGUGCCCCCGCUGAGGCUGGCCAUUGCCGAGAUAAGGAAGGAGUGCGUCUACGUGGAAACCCGGAGGCUGUUCGCGGUGGGACAGGGGGAGACCAUCACCCUUGAGGCCUUCCUGGAGCGCCAACGAACAAAUCAGCAAGAAAUGGCGCAGCUACUCCAAGAGUUUUCGGAGAAAAUUCUCGAGGUCGCUCACGCGUCUCUUGACGAGGUGGUGGACGGCUUCCUGCGGACGAACGGCAUUGUGGCUGACCAUCGCAUGACCUUCAUGGAGCGCACGAGCUUGCGGUCCGAGUGCCGCCGUCUGACGCAGUUCCUCCGCCUGGUAGACUUUGUCGUGGUGGACACGCUAAGGGACCUGGCGCUGAGACAACUUCCUGUCCUGGCGACCGCUUCUUCUUGUCUCUCGUGUUCCCACCGUAAGGUGCUGGGCUCGGUCGCCGAGGCCGCGAGACUUGUCGCCACCAGAAACAUCAAGAUCAUCCACGCCCUGCCGGGCGCCGAAAUCGCUCUCCCUGCCGCAACCAGCGCGGUAGGGGCAGGGGGGGUAGUUGGCGGCUCGGAAGGGUUUGAUCGUGGUGCUUCUGGUGCAGGGGGUGCGGGUGGCGGUCCUGGCGGUGGGGGCGGUCGCAAGGCAGCAGGAGAGUCGGCGGGGGAUCAAGUGCCCUUAUUUAGGCGUCCUGGCGGCAUCCAUCGAGGUGAUCGGGAUCCCGAAGCGUGUCCUGACGAGCCCCGACCUAGCCGCGUGGGAGUGCAGGACAUGGUCCGUCGGGAUGAACGGUUUGACCACAUAACCGGCAAGAUUUUCAAGGGGCUUCAAUCGGCGUUCGAGCAGGUGAAGGAGUACAUCCAAGUGUUCGAACCGUACAGAGAGACCUUCAUGGCCAACAACGAGCACAUGACCAGGGUCAAGCAGGCGUAUGCCAACAGCUCCCUGGAGGAGUUCCACAAGGACAUCGACAAAUACCGCGGCAUGACAGAGGAGUUCGAGGCAAUACCUGCGAGAGCCACGGUGGGGAUCAUGGAGGUGGACAGUGAACACAUGCGGAUGCGGCUCAUGCCAAGCCCGGUGCAGUGCCUCAACGCAAUCAGGGAACUUAUACCAGAACUGAUGGAGGUGGGGAGCGGGGCGCUCCUGGAUGAGCUGGACGCGAUCAUCCCCCACAUCGCGGGGGGCAGCGCCAGCGUGGAAGACUUCGUGGCGAAGAAGAAGGCCGUCGCCGUGGCACACCAGGACAAUCCCGGACAUGUCGAGGAAAGGCGCUGCGGGAAUGAUGUGUUGAUAUUUAACAAGAGUAUUGAAGAACAAACGGCCCGCCAACGGCUGAGGGACAUGGCGGCCAUGAUGAAGGAGUAUGGCUGGAGGGUGCCGGAGGCACAGAGGGCGAAUCUCAUCAUGGUGGAGGAGAACAUGACCGCGCUAGAAAACGGCGUCCAGGUGGCGGAAUCGAUGGAAGAGGAGGAAACUCGCCGCUUCGCGGAGACCAUUCGAGAAGAGGUUCCAAAGCUGGCGAAGAAGAUAGCGCAGGUGCGGGAGCGGCUGGACAACAGUCUGGUGGCGAGCAUGGAUACCGAGGCGGAGAAGGUGCUGCAGUUCCUCGGCCAGGAGGAGGAUAUGCUCAACCAGCACAAGGACCGCUGCACCAAGCUGAUGGAGUACCAGACACUGCUGGCGCAACCCGUGGACGAGAUCGACACCCUCGACGAGGUUGUCUCGGACCUCACCCUCAAGAAACGUCUGUGGACCGGAGUGAAGGCGUGGAAGGAGCUCACCGAAACAUGGCUGCUGACCCCCUUCACAGAGAUCGAUGCUAGCAUCCUGGAGAAGCACGUGACGUUGUACCAGAGGACGUGCCACCAGGCCGUGAAGGGACUCCCUUCCAACCCCGUCGCGAAGAGACUGAAGGCGAGCAGCCUCUUGUCGUUCAUGGAUGAUGUGGACAACUUCAGCCCCGUCCUUCCCGUGGUAGUCAACCUCCGCAACCAGGGUCUCCAGGGAAGGCAUUGGGACCAGAUCCACGAGCUCAUCGGCUUCGAGAUCAAGGGAAGACCCGAGAUAACGCUGGGCGAGCUGAUCGACAAGAAGGUGACCGCCUUCCACGAGGAGAUCACGAGCGUGGCGACCUCCGCGGUGCAGGAAGGCGUGCUGGAAGAGAUGAUGGAGAAGGUGUCGGCUAUGUGGGCCAAGACAGAGUUUGAGGUGAAAAACUACAAGGAAAUCAAGGACUUGUACAUCCUGGGCGACACUUCGGAGGUGGUGGCGAACCUCGAUGACUCCCUGGUUACCAUCAACACGGUCCUGAGCAGCAGAUACGUCGGCGGUAUUCGAGGCAUGGUGGACGAGUGGCGCGGCAAGCUGGUCACGCUUCAGGAAACGCUGGACGAGUGGCAGGCCUGCCAGCGGACAUGGAUGUACCUCGAGUCCAUAUUCGGCUCGCCCGACAUCGUCCGACAGCUCCCGGCCGCGGCCAAGAUGUUCCAGGCGGUGGACAAGUCCUGGCGCUACAUCAUGGUCGCCACUGCGGACGAACCGUUGGCUAUCAAGCAGGGCCUGGUGAAGGACCGCAAAGAUACCUUUGCCUCGCACAACACUGCGCUGGACAAGAUACAGAAGAGUUUGGAGGAGUACCUCGAGACCAAGAGGGCCGCAUUCCCAAGAUUCUAUUUCCUUUCCAAUGACGAGCUGCUGGAAAUCCUGUCGCAGGCGAAGGACCCUCAGGCGGUGCAGCCUCACCUAAGGAAAUGCUUCGACAACCUCGUGGGACUGACCUUUGGAGACGAGCCAGGCUCGAUCGACAUCCAUGCCAUGAUAUCCUCGGAGGGGGAGAAGGUCCCCCUUGGAAAAAACCUCAAGGCCAGGGGUUACGUCGAGGACUGGCUCAGCCAGGUUGAAGCGCGAAUGAAGACGUCUCUCCAUGGGUUCAUGAAGGCCGGGCUGCUGGACUACGACACCAAGGCCCGAGAGCAAUGGGUGGGCUGUCACCCUGGGCAGGUGGUUGCGACCGUCGCGCAAAUGACGUGGGCUAGGGGCACAGAAAACGCUCUGCGCUCGGAGAACUCCGUCACUGAAAUGAAAGAGUGGUUUGAUAUCUAUGUCAUCGAGCUGACCAAGCUUAUCGUACGCAUCCGCGGCAACCUGAGCAAGCUGGAGAGGAAGGUCAUCGUAGCCCUGGUUACGACGGACGUGCACGCGAGAGAUAUCAUUGAUGAGCUUUAUGAGAAUAAGGCCAUUGGCAUCCUAUGUGUGGUGUUCAACUGCUCGGAUCAAAUCGACUACAAGAUGAUGGGCAAGCUCUUCAGAGGCCUAGCUCAGGGGGGCUCAUGGGUGUGCCUCGACGAGUUCAACCGUAUCGAUAUCGAGGUGCUUUCGGUGAUCGCCCAACAGCUUCUAGUCCUUCGUGAAGGACGGUUGAUGGGAAAGCCAAACAUCAACUUCAUGGGCGUACAGAUCGCCCUAAAGGACCACCACGUGAUUAUCACCAUGAACCCUGGCUACGCAGGGCGAACCGAGCUACCUGAUAACCUAGCGGUGUGCUUCCGUCCCGUGGCGAUGAUGGUACCGAACUAUGCUCUGAUUGCCGAGAUCAUGCUCUUUGCCGAGGGCUUCGCCGACGCCAAGACUCUGUCCCGGAAGAUGUGCAAACUCUACAUCUUGUGCUCCGAGCAGCUCAGUCAGCAGCCUCACUACGAUUACGGCCUUCGGGCGGUAAAGUCGGUGUUGGUGAUGGCGGGAUCACUAAAGAGAGGCUAUCCCGACGUCGACGAAGACUUGACCCUCAUCCGCGCGCUGGUCGACUCCAAUGUGCCCAAGUUCCUUGCGGACGACCUUCCCCUCUUCGCGGCAAUCGUCAAGGAUCUAUUCCCCGGGCUGGAAGUACCUUCGAAUGACUAUGGCGAAUUCAGCGUUGCGCUUGAGGAGCAGCUCGACAAGCAUGGCCUUCAAAAGGUGCCACUGUUCAUGGGGAAGAUCAUCCAAAUGUUCGACGUCUUCAACAUCCGCUUCGGUGCGACACUUGUGGGUCCCACGGGAGCGGGCAAGACCACCUGCUACAGGAUGCUCGCAGCCGUGAUGACGGACCUGAGGAAUAAGGGCUCCGUUAACCCAGAGUUCCAGGUAGUCAAGUACGAGGUGCUGAACCCAAAGUGCAUCACGAUGGGAGAGCUCUACGGAGAGUUCAGUGAACUCACGCAGGAGUGGCACGACGGCCUCGCGUCCACCAUCAUGCGUAGAGCCGUGGCUGAUGAAGGGGAUCACAGGAGAUGGACGGUGUUCGACGGCCCUAUCGACGCGCUGUGGAUCGAGAACAUGAACACUGUACUCGAUGACAACAUGACGCUCUGUCUUGCCAACGGCGAGCGCAUCAAGCUCAUGGUGCGCGUGGCGCAGUUGAUCGAGAUGAAAAUGCUCUUCGAAGUGAUGGACCUUGCCGUGGCCUCACCCGCUACGGUUAGCCGCAUCGGCGUGAUUUACAUGACGCCGUCCAACCUCGGAUGGAUGCCAUACGUGCAGAGCUGGCACCUGCUUCACCUGUUCGAGGUGUGCGUGCAGAAGGGCCUCGAUUUCCAGAGAAAGCGAUGCAAGGAACCCGUCUCCUGCGUCGACAUCCAGCUCGCCACUUCCUUGUCGUUCAUCUUCCAGUCGUUAAUCGUCAAGGCGGACUCCACCUUUUCACUCCCGGAGGCGGAGCUCAACGCUUUCGUGGACAAGUUGUUUGCCUUCAGCUACGUAUGGUCCAUUGCCGGGAGCGUUCAAGGGGAAGGAUGGGAGAGAAUGGAGGAUUUCUGCCGGGAGCUGUUCGAGGCGGAGGGCCUCCAGCUCAAGGCCCCUCCGGCCCUAACCCUUUUCGAGGUCUACGUCGACCCGGUCUCCAAGGAGUUCCGACCCUGGAAGGAUGUCGUGAAACCGUUCUCCUACGACCCCACCGCCUCGUACUUCGAGAUGAUGGUGCCGACGGUGGACACGACGAGGUUCAGCAACAUUUUCAGCGCGUUGAUCACACAGAAUAAGCCUGUUUUCGUGACGGGGAUGACGGGAACCGGUAAGACGGUGACGGUGCAGAGCCUCUUGAGCACGCUGGAGCCCCCACCGGAAGACGGCGGCCAGAACGUGGUGCCGAUGACGGUUAAUUUCUCGGCGCAGACAUCUUCCCUGGUCACUCAGGCAUCCAUCGAGGGGAAGCUGGAGAAGAAGCGGAAGAAUCUUCUCGGUGCCCCUGCGGGAAAAAAGGUGGUGAUUUUCGUGGACGAUGUAAACAUGCCCGUCGUCGAGGAAUACGGAGCACAGGCACCGAUCGAGCUCCUCCGCCAGUUCCUUGACUUCAAGGGUUUCUACGACCGCGACAAGCUGUUCUGGAAGGAGAUAACGGACACGAUGCUCAUCACCGGGGCCGCUCCCCCCGGCGGAGGGCGCAGCGAAGUAACCCCGCGCUUCGUGCGGCAUUUCAACGUGUUCUGCGUCCCGCAGGCCUCGACAACAGCCAUGCAGCUGAUAUUUUCUUCCAUGCUCAAGGGCUUCCUCGGGGCCAAGUUCGACACAGAAAUCAAGAAUAGAGCCGAUGGGAUCGUCCAUGCAACGAUAGAGGUGUACGAGCGCAUUUCGAGGGAGCUGCUGCCGACGCCUGCAAGGUUUGUCACCGCCCUGGCAGAAAAGCAGUCGGAGAAGUUCCACUACACGUUCAACCUGCGAGACAUAUCCAAGGUGUUCCAGGGCUUCCUGAUGAUAACCGCACCCCGCUGCACCACCGUCGAGACGGCUGUGAGGUUGUGGGCGCACGAGUGUUCGAGAGUGUUCUACGAUCGUCUUAUCAAUCGGGAGGAUCAGCAAUGGUUCGAGGAUUUAAUUGUUGAGCUGCUUCCGCGUUAUCUCAAGGUGUCAUGGUCGAAAGAGGAUAUUUUUGACGAAGGCUCCCCGCUCAUCUUCUGCGACUUCCUCAAGCCCGGCGCUGAGAAACGGCUAUACGAGGAAUCAAGAGACAUGGGGAAAAUGCAGCAGAUACUGAACGACAGCCUGGACGAGUACAACGUGACGUUCGCGAACCAGAUGAACAUCGUCUUCUUCGCCGACGCCGUGGUGCACGUGACGAGGAUCGGCCGCGUCCUGAGGCAGCCCCGCGGCAACGCCAUGCUCGUCGGGGUGGGCGGCAGCGGCAAGCAGAGCCUGACCAGGGUCGCUUCCUUUGUGGCCGGGUACGAGUGCGUGCAAAUCGAGAUCAAUCGGGGGUACGGCCUCAUGGAGUUCCGCGAGGACAUCAAGAAACUCAUGAUCAAGACGGGCGUGGAGGGUAAGAACGUGGCCUUCCUCUUUACCGACACCCAGAUCGUGGUGGAGACCAUGCUGGAGGACCUCAAUAACGUGCUCAACUCGGGCGAGAUUCCGAACCUCUUCCCGCAGGACGAGCAGGAUAAAGUCGCGGCCGACAUGAUUCCCGUUUGCAAAGAGCUCGGUAUCUCGGAGGCCCGCGACACCUGCCUCGCCACCUUCGUCACCCGCGUGCGGGAAAACCUUCACGUUGUCCUCUGCGUGUCUCCCGUGGGGGAUGCUCUUCGGGUCCGCUGCCGCAAUUUUCCGUCCCUCAUCAACUGCACCACCAUCGACUGGUUCUUCCCGUGGCCGGAGGCGGCCCUCGUAAGCGUGGCCGAGAGGUUUAUCGAGGGCGUUCCCCUCCCUUCCGACGAGGUACGCGCCGGGUUGAUCCGCAUGUGCGGGGUGGUUCACACGUCCAUCAAGGUCUUCGCCGACAAGUUCUACGAUGAGCUCGUUCGACGGGUGUACACCACGCCCAAGUCGUACCUCGACCUCAUCAACAGCUACACCACCAAGCUGGGCGUGCUUCAGGGUGCCGUGGAAACCAAGGCCCAGCAGAUGGAGUUAAUAUCUGGUUCUGACGAAGCCUUUAUCAUGUCCGCUGAAUCCAACGACCACCACAUGCAUCGAGACAAGGUCGGCGUGACCAAGUUAAACGAGACGAACGCGAUGGUGGAGGGGCUAAAGGGAGACCUGACCAAGCUGGAGCCUGUCCUCGAGCAGGCCUCCAAAGACGCCGAGAAACUGCUCAAGCAGGUCGAGAUCGACAAGGCCGAUGCCGCCAAAGUCAAAGACAAGGAUGUGACGGCACACACCAUGAACGAACCCUCACUCUUCCAACCCUCCCCUCCCCGAACAAACAAGGUCGGCAAAGAAGAAGCGGAGGUGGGAAUCCAAGCCGCCGAGGUGAAGGCGGUCCAGGCAGACGCGCAGGCCGACCUUGACGUGGCCCUUCCCGCGCUAGAGGCGGCCCUCAAGGCGCUGGACAGCCUUACCAAGAACGACAUCACGGAGGUCAAAGGGUUCGCCAAGCCACCCCCGGCGGUGCAGAUCGUCAUGGAGGCAGUAUGCAUCUUGCUCGAGGUGGGUGAUGAGAAGCUCAUGACCGAGGCACAGCUCUUGUUCGCGAAAAUCGACAUGUUACCUACAGCCGUGUUCCCUUCUAUUUUGAUCGAUACCAGCUUCAUGGACAAGCUCAAGAACUACGACAAGGACAACAUCAGCCCGACGAUACUGAAGAAGAUCAAGCCGUACGUGGAAAAUCCCAACAUGGCGAUCGACGUGGUCACCAAGGUGUCAAAGGCUGCCUCAGGGCUGUGCAUGUUCGUCCACGCCAUGGACGUGUACUCCAAGACGUCACCCCUUCCCCCCCUCGGCCUGCUCCCCGACCGGGGCCGAAAUCGACCUAGUGAGUCCCUCGCGGGCGAACCAGGCCACAACAGAUAGUAGGCGGGUGGUGUCCCAAGGUGCAACUCACCGCCGCGCUGGCUCAGCGUGGCGGUGAGGAUGCACAGACGGUGGUAGUGGCGAGAGGUGCAUGGACACUGUUCCCGCGGCAGUAAUGCAAAGCGGCAAACUGCACCUGGCAACCACCGUCGCGGAAAGCGUGGCCCACGAAGCUGGAGGAGUAGAGAGAUUCGUAAACACCACGUCAGUAAGCACCGCUCGCGGGAGAAGGGAGACAACCGCGGGCACCGCGGGGAGGGAGUGCUGCACCCUCCUCGUCAAAACACCACAGGCAAGAACCGAGCUCUGCAGAG